This is a messenger RNA of Parnassius apollo (apollo), 438 nucleotides long. NCBI's taxonomy places the organism in Eukaryota, Metazoa, Arthropoda, Insecta, Lepidoptera, Papilionidae. The record is from the annotation of a GenBank genome assembly.
AUGGUGAAGUUCAAAGGGCAUAACAUCAUGAAACAAUACAUGCAAAAUAAACCUGUGAAGAGAGGUUUCAAUAUGUGGUGCCGCGCCGAUUCUAAAACAGGAUAUUUAUUACAGUUUGACUUUUACACGGAUAAAAUUAAGAUCUUUGCCACGCUUAAAUAUAAGACAGUCAAUGGAAACAAUGGUCAAAAACACUGGAAAAUCACCGGUUAUGACUAUUCCUAUGACCUUAUCGAGAGAGUUUAUAUCAAGCUUGAAAACCUCUUCAAUGGCGACGAAACAAGAGCUAAACCAAUUCUAGAUAUUUUGAACAACAGCUGGAAGGAAUUAAUUACUGAGAUUGGAGCACCUACCAUCAAGGAAUUGAUAGCUAAAGCCGUAGACUCAAUAAAGAAGUUUUUCUUAGCUGUACCGACUACUGAACUCGAAUUAUUAUAA